Molecule: messenger RNA, 645 nt
Organism: Zophobas morio
Lineage: Eukaryota; Metazoa; Arthropoda; Insecta; Coleoptera; Tenebrionidae
Exons: 8
Coding region: 118-645 (175 amino acids)
Source: RefSeq, a predicted model, not a curated record
UACCGAUCAGUUCCGUUUAUUGAAGAACAUGAAGAGUUUAGAGCAAAACGCUAUCACAUUAUCGAGCAAAUAAACGAAGAGUUUGAGAUUCAACUCAGUGAAUUCACGUGGACCGAAAUGGCGGAAUGUUUACUACAAGCUUACGACAAAUAUAAAACUUUCGAAGAGACUUGGAAAAUUGUGAAGUUCACUUCGUCUGGCAAAGAAACUUUAGAAACCGAGCAGCUUCCAGUGAUUUCGGACAAAAUCUCUACCGAAACAUUGAUGAAUGAAAGUUUUGAAAGGACCAAUGGAGAACCUUUAAAAACUAUAAUGAAGACUCCCUGCCAUAAAUUAAAUUCCAACUCUGGUAGCUCUCGAAGAUCUGCGCGCGGUAAAAAACCUUCACAUUCCUUUUUAGAGAAUAAAGGAGAAGAGCUUAAUUUUUAUGAGUUUCUAUCGCUUCCGACUUUUGUGUUCUUAUUAGAGUGGAACAGUCAACGGCGUGCUCAUAAUUAUACCCGCCAGCCUGGAUACCGCUUUUUUAAAGAAAAAGUAGACAGCCAUCUAAGAAAUGGUGGCUAUAUGAAGGAAGAAAAACUUCUUGCCUCACAAUUUUUACUGAAAAGCGGUGAUUUGAUUGGGUUCAUUCCUAUAGACUUCUAA